Molecule: messenger RNA, 243 nt
Organism: Miscanthus lutarioriparius
Lineage: Eukaryota; Viridiplantae; Streptophyta; Magnoliopsida; Poales; Poaceae
Source: the annotation of a GenBank genome assembly
AUGGCUGGCACUCGGAGCGGGUCAAAAAAGCGGAAGCGGAAGGAGGGUUCGGCUGCGCGGACGGUCGGAUCCGUCUUCUCCAAGGUCGGGGUCGGGAGGUUUGCUGCACUGCACGCGCUACGACGGAGAAACGUCGCCAAAGAGCGGGGGCGCAAGCGCGACCGUGCUACUGCGGGGUCCGUUGACGCGGGCGCGACGGCGCAGGUUUACAAGCCAUGUGUUGAAGGUGCGUAUAACUAUUAG